Messenger RNA from Sorex araneus (European shrew), 11187 nucleotides. It is a transcript of the gene MUC5AC, whose product is annotated as mucin 5AC, oligomeric mucus/gel-forming. Lineage: Eukaryota; Metazoa; Chordata; Mammalia; Eulipotyphla; Soricidae. The transcript has 52 exons. The record is from RefSeq and is a predicted model, not a curated record. Gene Ontology annotation, molecular function: protein binding. Bases 1 to 11187 code for a protein of 3728 amino acids. Gene Ontology annotation, cellular component: extracellular matrix.
AUGGCUUACGUGGCGACAGGGCAAGGGAGGAGCAAGAGGCAAAGGCAGCAGUGCGGAGAGUUGGCCCACGACAGCGCCGACUUCUCCUCCAGGAUGGGCCUCGGCCGGAGGAAGCUGGCCCCUCUCUGGGCCCUGGCUCUGGCCCUGGCCUGUGCCCGGCACACAGGCCUGGCCCAGCAUAGCCCCACAGACUUUGGCCUCCCCCCGGAUCUGCAUCGCACGCCACAGAGCCCCGCCGCCUGCGUCCAGAUGUGGGAGCUGGGCUGGGGGCUCUCCCCGAGGCCUGGGGUCACGGCGCCUGUCCCUACAGGUGACUCAGUGCGUGGGGUGACCAUGAUCCCGCCCCUGCGGACUGUCCCUGUGGUGCGAGCCUCGAACCCCGCGCACAACGGCCGGGUGUGCAGCACGUGGGGCGACUUCCACUACAAGACCUUCGACGGCGCCGUCUUCCGCUUCCCCGGGCUGUGCAACUACGUCCUGUCCGCGCACUGCGGCGGCACCUACGAGGACUUCAACGUGCAGCUGCGGCGUGGCAUGGCCAACGCCACCACCCUCCGCGGCAUCACCAUGAAGCUGGACGGCGUGGUCCUGCAGCUGUCCCGGCAAGCUGUGCUGGUGGACGGCAGCCCAGUCCAGCUGCCCUUCAGCCAGUUCGGGGUCACCAUCGAGCAAAGCAGCAGCUACCUGAAGGUCACGGCCCGGCUGGGCCUGGUCUUCAUGUGGAACCAGGACGACAGCCUGCUGCUGGAGCUGGACUCCAAAUAUGCGAACCAGACCUGCGGGCUCUGUGGAGACUUCAAUGGAAUCCCUGACCUCAACGAGUUCUUCCCUCACGAUGUCUGGGUGAGCCCCCUGGAGUUCGGGAACCUGCAGAAGAUGGAUGGCCCCACAGAGCAGUGCCAGGACCCUGUCCCCGAGCCCCCCAGGAACUGCUCCACCAACUCCAGCAUCUGUGAGGAGCUCCUGCGUGGCCGGCUCUUCUCUGGCUGCAGCGGCCUGGUGGAGCUCAGUGGCUACCUGGAUGCGUGCCAGCACGACCUGUGUGCCUGUGAGCACAGCGACAUCACCAGCUGCGCGUGCGACACGCUGGCCGAGUUCUCCCGCCAGUGCGCCCACGCUGGGGGGCGUCCCCUGGACUGGCGCAGCCCGGACCUCUGCCCCGCCACCUGCCCCCUCGGCAUGCAGCACCAGGAGUGCGGCUCGCCCUGCGCCAACACCUGCUCCAAUCCGGAGGGCGCCCAGCUCUGCGAGGACCACUGCAUGGCCGGCUGCUUCUGCCCGGAAGGGACGGUGUUCGAUGACAUCGGCCAGACCGGCUGCAUCCCCGUGUCGCAGUGCCACUGCGUGCACAACGGGACCCCCUUCGCCCCCGGCGCGGGCUACGCCACAGACUGCACCCAGUGCACCUGCACCGCGGGCCGGUGGAGCUGCCAGGAGCUGCCGUGCCCGGGAACCUGUGCCGUCCUGGGCGGCGCGCACAUCUCCACGUUUGACGAGAGGCAGUACACGGUGCACGGGGACUGCAGCUACGUGCUGGCCAAGCCCCUGCAGGGCAGCACCUUCUCCGUGCUGGCCGAGCUGCGCAGGUGCGGACUGUCAGAGAGCGAGACCUGCCUGAAGAGCGUGACGCUGAGUCUGGGCGCAGGGCAGGCGGUGGUGGUGAUCAAGGCCAGCGGGGAAGUGUUUGUGAACCAGAUCUAUACACAGCUGCCCGUGUCUGCAGCCAACGUCACCCUGUUCCGGCCGUCUACCUUCUUCAUCGUCGCCCACACGCAGCUGGGCCUGCAGCUGGAAGUGCAGCUGGUGCCGACCAUGCAGGUGUUUGUGCAGCUGGAGUCCCAGCUGCGGGGCCAGACCUGCGGCCUCUGCGGUAACUUCAACCAGAACCAGGCCGAUGACUUCCGCGCACUCAGCGGCGUGGUGGAGGGCACCGCCGCCGCCUUCGCCAACACCUGGAAGACCCAGGCCGCCUGUCCCAACGUCAGGAACAGCUUCGAGGACCCCUGCUCCCUCAGCGUGGAGAACGAGAAGUAUGCUCAGCACUGGUGCUCCAGACUGACAGACGCCCAGGGCCCCUUUGCCCCAUGCCACGCCGUGCUGAACCCGACCACCUACUACGCGAACUGCAUGUUCGACACGUGCAACUGUGAGAAGAGCGAGGACUGCAUGUGCGCGGCCCUGUCCUCCUACGUGCGCGCCUGCGCCGCCAAGGGCGUGCUGCUGGACGGCUGGAGGGACGGCGCCUGCAUGAAGCCCAUGAUCAACUGCCCCAAGUCCCUCACCUACCAGUACCACAUCCGCACCUGCCAGCCCACCUGCAGAGCCCGGAGUGGCGAGGACAUCACCUGUGCCAUCAGCUUUGUGCCCGUGGACGGCUGCACCUGCCCCCCUGACACCUUCCUGGACGAUCAAGGGAAGUGUGUGCCGGCCAGCAGCUGCCCCUGUUACCACGGGGGCUCCGUGGUCCCCAGUGGGGAGACGCUGCAUGAGAACGGGGCCCUCUGCACCUGCACACAGGGCACGCUCACCUGCAUGGGAAGACCGAGCCCCACCCCAGUCUGUGCCCCACCCAUGGUUUACGUCGACUGCCGCAAUGCCACUCCCGGGGCGGCCGGGGCUGCCUGCCAGAAGAGCUGUCACACCCUGGACAUGGACUGCUACAGCACCCAGUGCGUGUCCGGCUGUGUGUGUCCCGACGGGCUGGUGGCUGACGGCAACGGUGGCUGCGUGGCCGAGGCAGAGUGUCCCUGCAUGCACAACGAGGCCAGUUACCAGCCUGGCCAGAGCAUCCGCGUGGGCUGCAACACCUGCACCUGUGAGAACAGGAAGUGGCACUGCACCGAUGAGCCCUGCCUUGCCACCUGUGCAGUGUACGGGGAUGGUCACUACCUCACCUUCGACGGCCAGCGCUACACCUUUAGCGGGGACUGCGAGUACACACUGCUUCAGGACCACUGCGGCGGCGGGAAUGGCAGCUCCCAGGAUGCCCUGCGAGUGGUCACUGAGAAUGUGCCCUGCGGCUCCACAGGCACCACCUGCUCCAAGUCCAUCAAGCUCUUCCUGGGGAGCUUUGAGCUGAGGCUGAGUGACGGGAAGGCAGAGGUGAUCGAGAAGGCCCCAGGCCGGGCAGCGCCCUUCUCCAUCCGCCAGAUGGGCAUCUAUCUGGUGGUGGACAUGCAGGUGGGCCUGGUUCUGAUGUGGGACAAGAAGACCAGCCUCUUCCUCAGGCUUGGACUCGAGUUCAAGGGGAGGGUCUGCGGGCUCUGCGGGAACUUCGACGACAAGGCCAUCAACGACUUCACCACGCGGGGCCAGUCCGUGGUGGGCAACGCCCUGGAGUUCGGCAACAGCUGGAAGUUCUCCCCGUCCUGCCCGGACGCGCCCGUCCCCAGGGACCCCUGCACGGCCAACCCCUACCGCAAGUCGUGGGCCCAGAAGCAGUGCAGCCUCAUCAACAGCGCCACCUUUGCCGCCUGCCACGCUCACGUCGACCCCUCCAAGUACUACGAGGCCUGCGUGAGCGACGCAUGCGCCUGCGACUCGGGCGGGGACUGCGAGUGCUUCUGCACAGCCGUGGCCGCCUACGCCCAGGCCUGCCACGACGUGGGCGUGUGCGUGUCCUGGAGGACCCCCGACAUCUGCCCCCUCUUCUGCGACUACUACAACCCCGAGGGCCAGUGCGAGUGGCACUACCAGCCGUGCGGGGUGCCCUGCAUGAGGACCUGCCGGAACCCCAGCGGUCAUUGCCUGCACAACCUGCCUGGCCUGGAGGGCUGCUACCCCAAGUGUCCCCCAGAGUCUCCCAUCUUUGAUGAAGACCAGAUGCAGUGUGUGGCCGAAUGCCCACCCCCACCGCCCGCCUCCUGCCCCGUCGGUGGCCAGGUUUACCUGCCCGGGGCACAGGUGCCUGCAGAGCAGAACUGCCAGUCCUGCAUGUGCACUGAGAGUGGCGUGACGUGUGUAUAUGACAGCGAAGCCUGUGUCUGCACCUAUGAGGGCCUGAGAUUCCGCCCAGGCGACUCCAUCUACAACACCACGGAUGGCACGGGUGGCUGCAUCUACGCCCACUGCGGGACCAAUGGCACCAUUGAAAGACACAUCCUGGAAUGCCCCACCACCACCUCUGCACCCACCACCACCUUCACCUUCUCCACACAUGGACAGGGCAAGGACAGUGGUGACUUUGAUACCCUGGACAACCUCCGUGCCCAUGGGCACUGGGUGUGCCAGGCACCUCGGGAAGUGCAGUGCCGUGCGGAGGAUGCGCCCGAGUUGCCACUGGAGGCGCUGGGUCAGCGUGUGCAGUGCAGCCUGACCACGGGGCUGACCUGCUUCAACAAGGAGCAGAUCUCGGGGCUGUGCCACAACUACCAGGUCCAGGUGCUAUGCUGCACCCCCCGGGCCUGCCCGCCCACCUCCCCCACCACCAGGACCACGCCCACCCCCACGCCAGCCACAACCACACCCCCGCCUGACACCGAGCCCACCCAGGUGUCCUGCCUCCGUGAGCACUGUACCUGGACAAACUGGAUCGAUGGCAGCUACCCCCAGUCAGACAGAAACGGGGGCGACUUCGACACGUUCUCCAACCUGAGGGCCAAGGGCUAUCACUUCUGCCAGGCACCGAAAAGCGUGGAGUGCCGUGCCGAGCGCUUCCCAGACACCCCGCUGGCGGAGCUGGGCCAGACACUGCUGUGCAACACACAGGUGGGGCUGCUGUGCCGGAACAAGGACCAGCUGCCGCCCAUCUGCUACAACUACCAGAUCCGCAUCGAGUGCUGUGAGCUGGUGGACGAGUGCGGGAGUACCACCACCCCCACUGCCAGCACACCGCACGUGCCCCCGCAAACCACAACACACAGAACCACGGCCCCGAGCACCCCUGUCUGCCAGCCCCAGUGCUCCUGGACCCACUGGGUGGACAUGGAUUUCCCGACCCCCGGGCCCCACGGAGGAGACUUUGAGACCUACAACCGCAUCAUGAGCAGAGGGGAGAAGGUCUGCGGGCGUCUGGACUACAUCGGCGGGCUGGAGUGCCGAGCCGAGAACCACCCCGACGUCAGCAUCGACCAGCUGGACCAGGUGGUGCAGUGCCACCCCGACGUGGGGCUGGUGUGCCGGAAUGAGGACCAGAAGGACCCUUUCAAGAUGUGCCUCAACUACGAGAUCCGGGUGCUGUGCUGUGAGCCCCAGGAGAACUGCUCUGUGACCCCCACCAACUUUGUCCCUUCCUCCAGCACGACCUCGCCUCCCAGCACCAGCACGACCUCGCCCCCCAGCACCAGCACAACCUCGCCUCCCAGCACCAGCACGACCUCGCCCCCGACCACCAGCACGACCUCGCCCCCCCCCACCAGCACGACCUCGCCCCCGACCACCAGCACGACCUCGCCCCCCAGCACCAGCACGACCUCGCCCCCCACCACCAGCACGACCUCGCCCCCAGGCACCAGCACGACCUCGCCCCCGACCACCAGCACGACCUCGCCCCCCCCCACCAGCACGACCUCACCUCCCAGCACCAGCACGACCUCGCCCCCAGGCACCAGCACGACCUCGCCCCCGACCACCAGCACGACCUCGCCCCCGACCACCAGCACGACCUCGCCCCCCAGCACCAGCACGACCUCGCCCCCCACCACCAGCACGACCUCGCCCCCCACCACCAGCACGACCUCGCCCCCAGGCACCAGCACGACCUCACCCCCGACCACCAGCACGACCUCGCCCCCCAGCACCAGCACGACCUCGCCCCCCACCACCAGCACAACCUCGCCCCCCCCCACCAGCACGACCUCGCCCCCGACCACCAGCACAACCUCGCCCCCCAGCACCAGCACGACCUCGCCUCCGACCACCAGCACGACCUCGCCCCCCACCACCAGCACAACCUCGCCCCCCCCCACCAGCACGACCUCGCCCCCGACCACCAGCACGACCUCGCCCCCCAGCACCAGCACGACCUCGCCCCAGACCACCAGCACGACCUCACCCCCAACCACCAGCACGACCUCGCCCCCCACCACCAGCACGACCUCACCCCCCGCCACCAGCACGACCUCGCCCCCCAACACCAUCACGACCUCGCCCCCCGCCACCAGCACGACCUCGCCCCCCGCCACCAGCACGACCUCGCCCCCCACCACCAGCACCACCACUCCUGCCUCUACUUCUGAGACCUCCCGCACCACAUCAGGCACCCCUGUCUGCCAGCCCCAGUGCUCCUGGACCCACUGGGUGGACGUGGAUUUCCCGACCCCCGGGCCCCACGGAGGAGACUUUGAGACCUACAACCGCAUCAUGAGCAGAGGGGAGAAGGUCUGCGGGCGUCUGGACUACAUCGGCGGGCUGGAGUGCCGAGCCGAGAACCACCCCGACGUCAGCAUCGACCAGCUGGACCAGGUGGUGCAGUGCCACCCCGACGUGGGGCUGGUGUGCCGGAAUGAGGACCAGAAGGGCCCUUUCAAGAUGUGCCUCAACUACGAGAUCAGGGUGCUGUGCUGUGAGCCCCAGGAGAACUGCUCUGUGACCCCCACCAACUUUGUCCCUUCCUCCAGCACGACCUCGCCUCCCAGCACCAGCACGACCUCGCCCCCGACCACCAGCACGACCUCGCCCCCCAGCACCAGCACGACCUCGCCCCCCAGCACCAGCACGACCUCGCCCCCCAGCACCAGCACGACCUCGCCCCCCACCACCAGCACAACCUCGCCCCCGACCACCAGCACGACCUCGCCCCCCAGCACCAGCACGACCUCGCCCCCCACCACCAGCACGACCUCGCCCCCGACCACCAGCACGACCUCGCCCCCGACCACCAGCACGACCUCGCCCCCCAGCACCAGCACGACCUCGCCCCCCACCACCAGCACCAUCACUCCUGCCUCUACUUCUGAGACCUCCCACACCACAUCUGGCACCCCUGUCUGCCAGCCCCAGUGCUCCUGGACCCACUGGGUGGACGUGGAUUUCCCGACCCCCGGGCCCCACGGAGGAGACUUUGAGACCUACAACCGCAUCAUGAGCAGAGGGGAGAAGGUCUGCGGGCGUCUGGACUACAUCGGCGGGCUGGAGUGCCGAGCCGAGAACCACCCCGACGUCAGCAUCGACCAGCUGGACCAGGUGGUGCAGUGCCACCCCGACGUGGGGCUGGUGUGCCGGAAUGAGGACCAGAAGGGCCCUUUCAAGAUGUGCCUCAACUACGAGAUCCGGGUGCUGUGCUGUGAGCCCCAGGAGAACUGCUCUGUGACCCCAGUGACACGGCCCAUGACCUCCACCCCCGCACGCAGCUCUGUGCCCCCCACCUGCUUCUGCAGCGUGUCCGACAAGCUCUACCCAGCAGGCUCCACCAUCUACCAGGAGAAAGACUUGAGCGGGCACUGCUACCAUGCUGUAUGCACCCAUGACUGCCAAGUGGUCAAGGGCAGUGACAAGACCUGCCACACCAGCACUCCCCCGGCACCUGCCACCUCCUUGUCUGUGCCCACCUCGUCUCCCCCCGGUCACGGGUCGGAUGUGGGCUGCCCCAAUGCUGUCCCACCCAGAAAGAAAGGGGAGAGCUGGCUCUUGGCCAACUGCUCCCAGGCCACCUGUGAGGGGAACCACAUCAUCACUCUGCAUCCACGGCACUGCCCACUGCCAGUCAUGCCCACCUGUGCCAAUGGCUACCCUGCUGUGAUGGUGGAGGACAAGGAUCGCUGCUGCCCUCAGUACCAGUGCCAAUGUGUCUGCAGCGGCUGGGGCGACCCUCACUACAUCACCUUCGACGGCACCUACUACACCUUCCUGGAUAACUGCACGUAUGUGCUGGUGCAGCAGAUCCUGCCUGUGUUCGGGCACUUCCGCGUGCUCAUCGACAACUACUUCUGCGACGCUGAGGAUGGCCUCUCCUGCCCGCAGGCCAUCAUCGUGGAGUACAGGCAGACCCGCGUCACCCUCACCCGCAGGCCCGUGCUUGGGCGCAUGACCAACCAGAUCCUCUUCAAUGGCGAGGUGGUCAGCCCUGGCUUCCAGAAGGAAGGCCUGGUCAUCUCCCAGGUGGGCGUGAAGAUGUACGUGCGCAUCCCUGAGCUGGGUGUGCGGGUCAUGUUCUCCGGCCUCAUCUUCUCUGUGGAGGUGCCCUUCAGCAAGUUCGGCAACAACACGGAGGGCCAGUGCGGUACCUGCACCAAUGACCAGAAGGACGAUUGUCGCCUGCCUGGAGGCACCACGGUCUCCUCCUGCUCAGACAUGUCCCGCUACUGGAGGGUCACCUCCUUGGAGCAGCCGUACUGCCAAGGGCCGCCCCCGGUGCCCCCAAGCCUGCCCACACCCUCGCCCGUCCCCUGCCCAUCAUCACCCAUCUGUGAGCUGAUUCUGAGCGAGGUGUUCUCGGAAUGCCACAAGGCGAUCCCCCCGUGGCCCUACUAUGAAGGCUGUGUGUUUGACCAGUGCCACGUGAGCAACCCCGACGUGGUCUGCUCCAGCCUGGAGCUCUACUCCUCUCUCUGUGCUUCCUACAACCUGUGCAUCGACUGGCGAGGCCUCACCAACCACACAUGCCCCUUCACCUGCCCCGACAACAGAGUGUACCGGCCCUGCGGCCCUGCCAACCCCACUUACUGCUAUGGCAAUGCCAGCCUCCUGGCCAUUCCAGAAGAUUCCAUCUCUGAAGGCUGCUUCUGCCCUGAAGGCAGCGUGCUCUUCAGCACCAGCACGGAGAUCUGCGUGCCCACGGGGUGUACAGGAUGCCUCGGGCCCCAUGAGGAGCCCGUGGAGCCCGGACAGACGGUGGUCGCUGACUGCCAGGAGUGCACCUGUGAUGCCGCCAGUCGGACCCUGACCUGCCAUCCCCAGACCUGUCCGCCACCGCCUGCCUGCCCCUCCCCGGGCCUCAUGCCCGUCGCCACCAUCCCCCAGGCUGGCCAGUGCUGUCCCACCUACAGCUGCGUCUGCAAUGCCAGCUACUGCCCAGAGUUUAUGGGCUGUUCCGAAGGCUUCCGCCUGGAGCUGAGCCAACAGGAAGGGGCCUGCUGUCCCACCCAGACUUGUGUCCUCAUUCCCGGCUGCAGCGUCAAUGGCACUUUGUACCAGCCUGGUGCCGUGAUCUCCCAGAGCCUGUGUGAGACCUGCAGAUGCGAAGCCCAUAAGGGCACCCCCCAGGACACCUUCGUGGUCAGUUGUCAGACCAAGAUCUGCGACUCAAACUGCUCUGUGGGCUUCGAGUACCAGCCCCGGCCCGGAGAGUGCUGUGGUUCCUGCGUCCAGGUGGCCUGUGUCGUGAGUGGCAGCGCCCAGCUCCACUCUCCCGGGGAGACCUGGUCGGAGCCUGGCAAUGGCUGUGUGAACCACACGUGUGAGAAGCACCAGGACAGGUUCAUCGUGGUCACCACCAGGAAGGCGUGUCCCCCGCUCAGCUGUCCUGAGGAGCAGGCGUGGCUGAGUGAGGAUGGCUGCUGUCUCAGCUGCCCAGCCCCCUCACCCUCACCCCCACCCCAGCCCGAGUCCACGUGCGCCGUGCACCACAGGACGCAGGUCAUCCGGCAGCGAAGCUGCAGCUCGGCUGAGCCCGUGACCCUGACCUACUGCCAUGGCAACUGCGGAGACACGGCUUCCAUGUACUCCCUGGAGGCUGGAGCACUGACGCAUAAGUGCAGAUGCUGCCAGGAGCUGCGGGUCUCGCAGAGGAAUGUGACUCUGCACUGCACCGACGGCUCCAACCAGAUGUUCAGCUAUGACCACGUGGAGGAGUGCGGCUGCGUGGGCCUGCGCUGCCACCGCCCUGGGGACCAGUCCCAGGAGCUGGAGUGGGCCGAGGAGCGGGAAGAGGAGCCGAGGGAGGCGCCGGAGUCAGGCCAGGGCUUCCCUUUCAGUCUGGUCGCGGUCACCGGACCACUGGGCACCAAGAUCCAGUCCAGACCACCCGCACCCCCUACACCUGCACCCCUCCUGCACCUGCCCCCUACCUAUACCUGCACCCUCACCUACACCUGCACCCCUUCCUACACCUGCACCCCUUCCUAUACCAGCACCCCUCCUACACCUGCACCUCUUCCUAUACCUGCACCCCCUACACCUGCCCCCUACCUAUACCUUCACCCCACCUAUAUCUGCACCCCUCCUACACCUGCACCCCACCUACACCUGCACCCCUCCUACACCUGCCCCCUACCUAUACCUUCACCCCACCUAUAUCUGCACCCCUCCUACACCUGCACCCCACCUACACCUGCACCCCUCCUACACCUGCCCCCUACCUAUACCUGCACCCCCUACACCUGCCCCCUACACCUGCCCCCUACCUAUACCUGCCCCUACCUAUACCUGUACCCCCACCUACACCUGCACCCCUUCCUAUACCUGCACCCCCCUACACCUGCCCCCUACCUAUACCUGCACCCCACCUAUACCUGCACCCUCACCUACACCUGCCCCCUACCUAUACCUGCACCCUCACCUACACCUGCACCCCACCUACACCUGCACCCCUCCUACACCUGCCCCCUACCUAUACCUGCACCCCCUACACCUGCCCCCUACACCUGCCCCCUACCUAUACCUGCCCCUACCUAUACCUGCACCCCCACCUACACCUGCCCCCUACCUAUACCUGCACCCUCACCUACACCUGCACCCCUCCUACACCUGAACCCCUCCUACACCUGCACCCCCACCUACAUCUGCACCCCCACCUACACCUGCACUGCUCCUACACCUGCACCCCCACCUACACCUGUACCCCCACUUAUACCUGCACCCCUCCUACACUGGCAUCUGUACCCCCACCUAUACCUGUACCCCUCCUACACCUGCACCCCUCCUACACCUGUACCGCUCCUACACCUGCACCCCUCCUACACCUGCACCUGCACCCCCACCUACACCUGCACCCCCACUUAUACCUGCACCCCUCCUACACCUGCACCUGCACCCCCACCUACACCUGCACCCCACCUAUACCUGUACCCCACCUAUACCUGUACCCCACCUACACCUGCACCCCACCUAUACCUGUACCCCACCUACACCUGCACCCUCACCUACACCUACACCUGUAACCCUCCUACACCUGCACCCCCCUAUACCUGCACCCUUCUACACCUGAAUGCCCUCUUGGUCACCUGCAUGCCUCCUGGCCUCCGGCCCUCGGUGGCAGCCCCUACCCCUACUCCCAGUGAAGCAGGGGUGCCCUUCCCAUGGCCGGCUUGA